UGCAAAACGCCAUUCACGGUUGCCCUUACAUUCGAUGAUAAUCCUGACGAUACGCUUUCGGAGCUGCUGAGGCUCCUAAAAAAGUACAAUGCUACUGCAACAUUUUUCCCCAAUGCGCCCUACCAUCUUGACAGAUGGGGUCUUGACAAGGACGUACGUGCUAUUCAUGCCGAGGGCCAUCAAAUCGGAACUCAUACAUGGGACCACUUGGACAUGAAGACCAUCGAUGAUGCUAGAGCACUCGAAGAUAUUAAAAGGAUGAAUGAUUGGCUACAUCACAUACUCGGCAUCCGGUCUAGUUUCGUACGCCCACCCUAUGGGGAGUGUCACAAAAGCUGCCGCGAAUCUCUUCGCUCAAAUGGAUUCACUGCAGUACGGUGGUCUCUAGACGCCUUUGACUGGAAGUAUCAGGAACCUGACAUGGUAAACUCCAGUCUGGAUAUUUUGCAGUCUUGGAUAGCUACGCAGGAUGGGCUUCUAGAAGAACAGCGCGAAUGGCCGAUUGUUUUAAUGCAUGCGAGGUUCCAAAACACAGUAACCACCCUAGCGCCAACUCUACUUGAAUCUUUAAGUGCGCGCGGCUUUAAAUUUGUUUCUGUCGCGGAGUGCUUAGGUUUUUCAAAAGAACAGUGGUAUUACUAA
Molecule: messenger RNA, 642 nt
Organism: Bipolaris sorokiniana ND90Pr
Lineage: Eukaryota; Fungi; Ascomycota; Dothideomycetes; Pleosporales; Pleosporaceae
Product: carbohydrate esterase family 4 protein
Exons: 3
Biological process (GO): carbohydrate metabolic process
Cellular component (GO): membrane
Molecular function (GO): chitin deacetylase activity
Source: RefSeq, a predicted model, not a curated record